AUGACCACAAGUCCACAAAAAGUUGUCCCUUUCCAACUUUCCUCUCAGCCUGAGAGGUUUUCAGUGGGGAGGGUCACCGUGUCAGAGAAAAAGCAGCCGGUAGACCUGAGUCUCUUGGAGGAAGACAACCAGUUCAGGGAGUUCCCUGAGGAAGACUGGGCUGGCUUAGAUGAAGAUGAAGAUGCACAUGUCUGGGAGGAUGAUUGGCAUGAUGACAAUGUAGAUGAUGACUUCUCCAGUCAAUUAGGAGCUGGACUACAGAAACAUGGGUAUAAGAUGGAGACCUCAUAGCAUCCAGAAGAAGUGUUGAAGCAAGUUAAACUUGAACUGUUUACUAAAUUCUAGGACAGAGAACCCAGAAUGGGAUACUUAAAAAAAUAUGUUUAUUUCAUUACCUGCUUGGAUUUAUUUUUUUUGUAACACAAACACAUAAGAUGUUUUGCUCUUAAAAAAAAAAGGAGAAAAAUACUGUGGGGGAAUUUUGAAAAUAACUUUGUUACUUGGCACAUUGGUAUUGAUCUGAUAAUGAUGCUUGUUUUUGUAAAGAUUCACUAAUGAGCUAAGGUGUGUCUGCAUUGGUACCUUUAUGCCUUCAUUCAUUUGACAAAUAUUUGAGUGUCUGCCAUGAGCCAGGCACUGUUCUAAGUGCUGAUGAUACAGUGAUAAAUUAAGACCCAAGUCCCUGUGCUGAGUGACAUUUUAUUGUUGUUUUGAAUUAAGUUAAUUAUAGACUCUUCAUACUAGUAUGUAAUCAACAGGGCUGACCUAAAGUUGGGAAAUAAAUAGUUGUCAAAGUUGUGCAAUUUGAGGGUUACUAAGAGACUCAUUUACUCUAAAAUAUUCUACUCCUGGCCUUCAGUCCAUUGUUACCAGUUUGCUCCUAAUAAGUAAGAAUAUGUUCCAUUUUUUAUCACAGUCUUGGGAACACAAGGCUAAGAGAAAAUAAAUGGGACCUAGGAUUGAUAUGUUGGAUUAGCAGCUAAUGUUUAUUGAGUUUUUACCAUGUGUUAGUGUGUCAAGCAAGUACUUUAUGUACAUUAUCUCAGUUAAUCACUACAUGACUUACUUUAGUGCAUUUGACAUUAUGACCCACAAUUUACACAUUGGGAAACUGAGGCAUAGAGAUGUUAAAUCUGCUGAAGCUCACAGCCAGUACUUGGUGGAGAUGGAAUUUGGAUGUACUUACCAUGUAGUAGGUAAGAGUAGAAAGAAUACUGAUACAUACAGACUUGUGAUGUUCUACCAGUAUGUGAUGGCAUACUGUGUAGGUGGAAGGCCUUGGUGAGUGGUGGGGUGGGUCAAGCUCAAGACAGCUUGUUGUGGGGAGGGAGUGGACAGGGAGGGUUAUUGCUUGUUUCAACUGCUUCGCCCUUAGGCUUAAUCCUUUUUGUGAUAGUCCUGAAGCUCCAGAGUUGCAUUUAUAUAUAAGUGCUUGCUUACCCAGCUCACAGGUAAGAGGGACUGGCAGACCAGAGAUGAUCCUGGUUUUACCAGUCACUAUUGUAGUCAGAUUACUUAGUUUCUUUGGACUUCCAGUUUUCUCAUCUAUAAAAUGGAGGCAAUAAUGUUAUCUACCUGGUGUUUUUGUGAGGACGGAAUUAGAUGAUAAUACAUGUGAAACACAUAUCACAGUGGUGUGUAGUUAGUGUGCAUUAUUAUUGUUACUAUGUUAGUUUUUGUUGUUGUUUUUUGUUUCUUUGGCCAUGUUUAAUGUGGAAUGUUCAUUCAAAAAGAAAAAAAGUGUAUUGGAGAUUUUGGUGGAAUCUUAAAGUUGGCCAAAUUUAAGAAGUUCUGAAAUUUAGGUGUGCAUCACAGUUAUCUGGGAACUAGUGAAAACAUUUGUCAGAAAGGUGUGGGUGAGGCCUGGGCAUUAGCAUUUUAACAAGUUUCUCGGUUGAUUUACUUGCACACCAAAAUUUGAGAACCACUGGUUUAAAACUUCUUUAUCCUAUGCCUAGGGAAGGCUUCAAUAAUAACAAAAAAGUGUUUGGAUUAACCAGGCAGUGUAUGGUAGAAGGAAGUGAAAUAUCGAUUACCAGAAUCCCUUCAUUGAUUUUUUUUUUUUCUUUUGUUAAGUUUAUUUGGUGCUUAUAGGCAUUUAUCUUGAGAGGACAGGACAGUGUUAAAUUUCACACCUAGCUUUAAUUGUAAUGAUUUUUUUCAGCUUUUAACCAGCUUCAUUUGGAAGUGAACUGGUUAUAUUUAAUCUUUAAACAAUUAUACAAAUAGCAAUAGUAAGUAAUACUUGAAUAGAUCUUAAGACCUUGUUAAACUUUUAAAAUUGGAUUUCUUUAUGUAAUGUACUGUUUUGAAUUAACCAGACUUGGUAUUGUUAGCUGCAUCAGGCAGGCUCCCAGCAGGAGAGAAAUUUCAUCCUUGAUGGUGCAAAAGAAGAGCUUAUAGAGGUUAGAGAACAAACAAGG
This is a messenger RNA of Mirounga angustirostris (Northern elephant seal), 2423 nucleotides long. Its product is annotated as 26S proteasome complex subunit SEM1-like. Bases 1 to 291 code for a protein of 96 amino acids. Gene Ontology annotation, cellular component: proteasome regulatory particle, lid subcomplex; proteasome complex. The record is from RefSeq and is a predicted model, not a curated record. Gene Ontology annotation, biological process: proteasome assembly; mRNA export from nucleus; double-strand break repair via homologous recombination. NCBI's taxonomy places the organism in Eukaryota, Metazoa, Chordata, Mammalia, Carnivora, Phocidae. The transcript is spliced from 2 exons.